AUGGCCUAUGACCGCUACAUUGCCAUCUGCAAACCCCUGCACUAUGGGACAAUAAUGGCCAGCAGAACUUGUGUCAACAUGGCAGCAGCUGCCUGGGGCAGUACUUUUCUCUAUGCUGUGCUGCACACUGCCAAUAGCUUUUCCCUCCCCCUCUGCCAAGGCAAUGUCCUGGACCAGUUCUUCUGUGAAAUUCCCCAGAUCCUCAAGCUCUCCUGCUCAGAUGCCUACCUCAGAGAAGUUGGGCUUGUUGUGGUUAGUGCUGUUUUAGCAUCUGGGUGUUUUGUUUUCCUUGUGGUGUCCUAUGUGCAGAUCUUCAGGGCUGUGCUGAGGAUUGCCUCAGAGCAGGGCCAGCACAAAGCCUUUUCCACAUGCCUCCCCCACCUGGCUGUGGUCUCCCUGUUUCUCAGCACUGCCUUUUUUGCCUACCUGAAGCCCCCCUCCAUGUCCUCCUCGUCCCUGAAUCUUUUGCUGGCAGUUCUGUACUCGGUGGUGCCUCCGGCAGUGAACCCCCUCAUCUAUAGCAUGAGGAACCAGGAUCUGAAGGAUGCUAUUUGGAACCUCAUGACUGUUUUUCAAAAGCGAUAA
Cygnus atratus (black swan) is the source of this 585-nucleotide messenger RNA. Its product is annotated as olfactory receptor 14C36-like. The transcript has a single exon. Gene Ontology annotation, biological process: G protein-coupled receptor signaling pathway. Gene Ontology annotation, cellular component: membrane. The record is from RefSeq and is a predicted model, not a curated record. Gene Ontology annotation, molecular function: olfactory receptor activity. The coding region runs from base 1 to 585 and encodes 194 amino acids. NCBI's taxonomy places the organism in Eukaryota, Metazoa, Chordata, Aves, Anseriformes, Anatidae.